Trematosphaeria pertusa is the source of this 1064-nucleotide messenger RNA. RefSeq lists its product as uncharacterized. The coding region runs from base 305 to 946 and encodes 213 amino acids. The record is from RefSeq and is a predicted model, not a curated record. NCBI's taxonomy places the organism in Eukaryota, Fungi, Ascomycota, Dothideomycetes, Pleosporales, Trematosphaeriaceae. The transcript is spliced from 3 exons.
GGACAAGUAGUCAGGAGAUGUUACUGAGUGCUCUGUGCCUAGGUGUCGUCACGUUGCCAGCCCUGUAGAGAUGCGAAAGGACAAAGCCGUGCGAGCAGCGCAGACAUGCUAGAGGCCGAGCCCUAUCGAUAACCGCAUGCGGACCCACCAAGCCCACCCAUCGAACAAGCAAUCCAGUCCAACGCUGUCCAACCCGCUCGUUACACCCAGAUACUCGGAUUCAACUGCCCAUGUAAACGCCCUAUUUUCUCCAAUUCCGAACAUUCCAUUUUACUCUUCGACUUUCUUUGAGCAUUAAAGCACGAUGGAUGCGGCGCACGACCACCACCAGCAGCAACAGCUUCCCCCAAGCCCACCGCCCUCUCCCCCAACAACGCGACGACGACCCAAGAAGGACGCGGAUCCCUUCUUCGAUCUCGGCCACGCGCGAACGCCCCUGCCCUCUCCCUCCCCACCCGCAUCGCCCAGCAACGAGCGCGACGAGCCUCAAGAGUAUCUCAUCACGCGACUCAUUCUUACACCGCUCUACUUCACCUCCUUCCUCAUCUCCCUCUUCCUCGUGAACCGCUCCGACCGCGCCCGCCGCGCCUCGUCCGCCUCGCGCACAUCCACCGUUUUCAGCUACCUGUGGCCCAGCGCGUGGAUAGAUCCAGAGCCGUAUCAGGACCCCGUAGACACAACCUGGGAUCGACGCGACUCCGCGCCGCACGUCGAGCCGCAUGCUGCAAUAUCGCCUCGGCAGGCGGAAGACAAGGGGAAGAGGAAAAGGAAAUCAUGGCAUCUACACAGGAAUAUACGGAAGGUAGCCAGACUGGAGAUCAGCGACGCGUUUGAGAUGCGCGGACGUGUUAUGCUGGGUAUCGUUGGCUCUCUGGUGGGGGUUGCGGUGGGUGGUUGCGCGGUUGUGGUGGAGAUAAGCAUAAGCACAUCGCAGCAGAAGGAUUAGGAGGGUGUGUGAGGAUCGCGGUCAUCACGGAAGUGGUGGGUGGGACGAGGCGCCAUCUACUGCAGUGUAAUCUAUCGGGACCGGGAUUUGGCAUGGUCACAUUGGGUAACGAGUCACG